Molecule: messenger RNA, 684 nt
Organism: Xiphias gladius (swordfish)
Lineage: Eukaryota; Metazoa; Chordata; Actinopteri; Istiophoriformes; Xiphiidae
Source: the annotation of a RefSeq genome assembly
AUGACAUUAAGCUUUUUUGACCAAUUUAUAAGCCCCACAUACCUCGGCAUUCCACUAAUUGCCCUAGCUAUUGCCCUACCCUGAAUCCUUUACCCCACACCCUCAAGCCGAUGACUAAACAACCGACUUCUCACCCUUCAAGGGUGGUUUAUUAACCGCUUUACCCAGCAACUCCUUCUGCCUCUAAACCCCGGGGGGCACAAGUGAGCACUCCUCUUUACCUCCCUGAUGAUUUUCCUCAUCUCACUCAAUAUACUAGGCCUCCUCCCCUAUACUUUCACCCCUACCACUCAACUGUCCCUCAAUAUAGGACUUGCAGUCCCCCUUUGACUAGCAACGGUUAUUAUCGGCAUGCGAAACCAGCCAACUCACGCGCUAGGUCAUCUUCUCCCAGAAGGAACCCCUACCCUCCUAAUCCCGAUCCUUAUUAUUAUUGAGACAAUUAGCCUGUUUAUCCGCCCACUAGCCCUUGGAGUUCGACUAACGGCCAACUUAACAGCAGGGCACCUGUUAAUUCAACUCAUUGCCACCGCCGCCUUUGUCCUCCUCCCUCUUAUGCCUACCGUGGCCAUCCUAACAGCGACCCUUCUAUUCCUAUUAACCCUGCUAGAAGUCGCUGUAGCCAUGAUUCAAGCCUAUGUCUUCGUCCUCCUUCUAAGCCUCUACCUACAAGAAAACGUCUAA